Hippocampus comes (tiger tail seahorse) is the source of this 1879-nucleotide messenger RNA. RefSeq names its product cyclase associated actin cytoskeleton regulatory protein 2 (gene cap2). Gene Ontology annotation, molecular function: adenylate cyclase binding; actin binding. The transcript is spliced from 13 exons. The coding region runs from base 134 to 1504 and encodes 456 amino acids. Gene Ontology annotation, biological process: cytoskeleton organization; cell morphogenesis; actin filament organization. The record is from RefSeq and is a predicted model, not a curated record. Gene Ontology annotation, cellular component: cytoplasm. Lineage: Eukaryota; Metazoa; Chordata; Actinopteri; Syngnathiformes; Syngnathidae.
GUGUGUGUGUGUGUUUUCUGAAAAAUUCUGCUCAGCUGAACUUGGACAUCCCAGACGGACGGGAAGGCAGGCAAGCAGGCAGGCAGCUCUCUCGGUCUGGACAAGAACAAGAACAGCACAGGAGGAGGUGGUCAUGGAGGCUUUGACGGAGCGUCUGGAGCGAGCCGUGACGCGACUGGAGCAGCUGGCGACGUCCACAAGUUUGUCGAACGGCGACUGCGUCAACGGCAUCAAUGGGGCUUCGACCGGGUGUGUGGACGCCUUUGAUGUUCUUCUGAAAGGCCCACUGACGGACUACAUGAACAUCAGCAGGACCAUUGGGAGUGACGUGGAGAGACACGCAGAGAUGGUCAGCGAUGCCCUGCAGACGCAGCGUACCUUCCUCAAAAUGGCGGCCGAGCACCAGAAACCCGCGAAGACGGAGCUCCACGACCUGCUGAAGCCCAUCUCGGACCACAUCCAGAAGAUCCAAAGCUUCCGGGAACGCAAUCGCGGCAGCCAGCUCUUCAAUCACCUUUCGGCCGUCAGCGAGAGCAUCCCCGCCCUCGGCUGGGUGGCCGUGAACCAAAAGCCCGGCCCUUAUGUGAAGGAGAUGAACGACGCAGCCACCUUCUACACCAACAGAGUCCUCAAAGACUACAAGGAAACCAACCGACGUCACGUGGACUGGGUGCGCUCGUACCUGUCCAUCUGGGCCGAGAUGCAGUCGUUCAUCAAGCGCCACCACGCCACCGGACUACUCUGGAGCAAGACGGGUCCCCUUGCCCCAGCCGCCCUAUUGGAAAGCCCCAGCAUUCCCUGCCCUCCGCCUCCACCCGCAACCCCGGCUGAAGAACCCCAGGCCACCGGAUCCUCCGGGCACGCUGCACUAUUUGCCCAGCUUAAUCAGGGCUUGGACAUCACGAAAGGUCUAAAGCACGUCUCAGACCACCAGAAGUCCCACAAGAACCCACAUCUGCGCUCCCAGGAGGCACCAAGCGGUAAAACCGAACCCAAGAAGUCAGCCCCGCCGGCGGCCCCUCAGAAGAAACCCCCACUGCUGGAGCUGGAGGGGAAGAAAUGGAGGGUGGAGUACUUUGAGCACAACCAUGACCUGACAAUCGAGGAGACGGAGUUGCGGCAGGUGGUCUACGUGUUGGCCUGCAACGAUACCACACUGCACGUUAAAGGGAAGUUGAACUCCAUCGUCGUCGAUAACUGCAAGAAGCUUGGGCUGGUGUUUGACAACGUGGUGGGAAUCGUGGAGAUCAUCAACUCCAAGGCCAUUCAGUUACAGGUAUUAGGAACUGUGCCCACCAUCUCCAUCAAUAAAACGGAAGGAUGUCAGCUGUACCUCAGUCAACAGUCCUUAAGCUGCCACAUCGUCAGCGCCAAAAGCUCCGAGAUGAACGUCCUCAUACCGCAAGGAGACGAUGACUACAAAGAGCUGCCGCUUCCCGAGCAGUUCAAGACCGUCUGGGAUGGAUCCAAAUUGGUGACCGAACCCAGCGAAAUGGCAGGUUGAUUGAUGGUUAGCAUGGCAAAUGCUAACAGUUAGCCUAUUGGAUGGCCCCACCCCCAAUAUUUUAAUACUAUCUAUGUUUAAUAUAAAUUAUGUUAUGAGACUAACAGUAUGCUGAAACUAAAGCUGUCAUAAAAAUGGAAACAUUUACAUUUUCUGCUCCGUAUGAAGGCAAAAAAAAUCGCUCAACCUACCCCAAUUUAUCUCUUUAUGAGAUCACUCCUUUACAUGUAUCACAAUUUGUAUGAAUGUCAGCUAUCACUUGAUUGCAUCAUAGAACUCGUUCCAUGCAGUUAGUCCACAGUGCGUGAUAAAUAAAAACCUUUAUUGUCCAUGAAACCAAAACCAACUUUUUAUAAAUAAAAUCUCUCUGCCGUU